CUCCCUCUUUCCCCCCGGGCCUCGUCUGCUCUGUUCGACUGUUGUUGCAGUGCCUUCGCCUCUCCAGCAAGCAAAGCCGACCCCCACACCAGCCAGUCAGGAAUCGCCGCCGGCGGAAGCCAAGCAUCAUCCCCAGACACCCCGUCCGUCAUGGAUCCGGCGGCGUGGCCGCCGUGGACGUCGCUCCUGCUGCGGGCGCUGAGCCGGCGGCGGACCUGGGUGGCGCUCUUCCUCGCAGUGUACGCCGCGCUGCUCUCCUCCUCCUGGUCCCUGCUGGCCUCCGUCCGCGCCUGGUACUACGCCGCCUCCUCCGCCUCCGCCUCGGCGGCCGCCUCGGCAGCGCCCGCCUGGCCCGCGGCGCUCUACGCCUCCGUCACGUACGGCGCCGUGUUCGGCCUACUCUCCAUGGCCGCCGCGCUCGCCGUCGCCGCCCCCGCCAUGCUGGUCACCUGGACCACCGUCCUUGUGCUCCUCGCCUUCGCGGGGCGCCGGCCCAGGUCGCUCGUCGCCGAGGGCCGACGCGCCACCAGGGACAUCGCGGGCCUCGCGCUCCGCGUCCUCCUCCGCGAGGGCAACGCCGUCGCCGCGCUCUGCGCUGCCGCCAGCUUCGCCGCGCUCCUCCUCGGCCGGCGCGACGACGAUGCCGCACGCCGCGCUUCCUAGUUCGAGCUGGUUGUAGCCUGUUGUAGCAUCGCCCCCCUCCCCUUUUACACCUCUUCCUCCUCUUCUCUCAAGCUAGAUCUCCAGCCCUGUUGUUCCUCUCCGGGCGUAACCGCCUGCGCAAGAGAUUAUGAUUUGUUUGUUGCAGCUAGUAGGUGUAAAUUAUCACACCAGUUUGUUUCAGUUACUCCACAAAUUGGACACUGAUGGCAUCUGUAAUGAAUGUAGCUUGUCUUACAGCUCUUGACGAUGAAAAUGAUUCCGGGGGCUAACUAACCUUACAUACAGCGUACAUUUGUUACUGUUAGCACAGCUUUCUUUCAGAUGACGUGAUCUUUUUGUUAGGAACAAUAUUGGUCGCUGUGGUGGAACACUGGAAGCCAUCCUUAAUGGGCAUGCAUCUGCGAAAGUCCAGUUGGAGCCAACUAUUACAGAUGAAAUCUCUUUUUAUGGGCUCAGCAGUAAAUUGAAAAUGCGUGAGCUCUCCCCUUUGUCAUGGGUGCCAUCAUCUUCACAUGCUGAUCUGGUGGGGAAAAUCAUCUUAAGUUGGCUUGAUGCAACCAUCUCUUGUCCGUCAUCCUGCCUCCAGCCUGAGGAAAGUACUAGGUAUCGAGGACUUGAUGCAAGUAGCACUGGCUUGUUCCCCAUUGAGUAUGGCUGUAACAAUUUUAAACAGACGAGCAAUAGACCAGUGAUGCCCAAAGAUCAUUAGUGUUGGCUCCCUUUCAGAAAUGCCGCAGCUUUGUCAUUGUCCAGUACGGAAACACAAACACCGAUAUUUUUAAGUACUUUUAGUCACCUGUUUCACCAGUGGAAGAAAUGACAGAUGGCACAGAUGAUUCAUCUGUAUGAACCAGAUAUCAAGCUCAACAGAUUAUUUGGAUGAUAAAACUGAUCUCAAGGCUAACUAACCUUACAUACAGCGUAAAUUUGUUACUGUUAGCACAGCUUUCUUUCAGAUGACGUGAUCUUUUUGUUAGGAACAAGAACAAUAUUGGUCGCCUACGCAAGGGUACUGGACAAUGACAAAGCUGCGGCAUUAGCAAAUCUGGUAUGAACCAGAUAUCAAGUACCGAAACACUGAUGAUUCUUCUGUAUGAACCAGAUAUCAAGUACGGCCUUGGAGAAGCUUAAGGGCUCGUUCGUUUCUGCAGGAUUGCACCAAGAAUUAUUUCUGUUGAUCAUAACUUAUACAAAUCAGAGAAGCAAUCCGGGCCGGAACAGUUUCGGUCUUCUAUUCCCUGUCAACCGAACGGGCCCUAAGCUAGGUGGUUAUUGGAUCAGGCGUCUAUGCUGUGAGAGAACUGGCAAAGAGGAUCCUCCGUUUGUCCUUGGCUUCUGGUGUUACAGAAGAAACUGCAGAACCCAUGAGCGAAAAGGGUGGAUUAGUUUUAGCAAACAAGUGGUUACACUAGUUGUAGCUGUACUAUGUGUCCUCUGAAUUUCCCUGUGAAAGCAAUAUGAUCAAAGACUGUCAAAUAUAUCCUUUUUUAAAAAAAAAAAUUGCAAUAUGUAAGUUUAUCCA
This is a messenger RNA of Zea mays, 2185 nucleotides long. RefSeq lists its product as uncharacterized. The record is from RefSeq and is a predicted model, not a curated record. Lineage: Eukaryota; Viridiplantae; Streptophyta; Magnoliopsida; Poales; Poaceae. Bases 151 to 663 code for a protein of 170 amino acids. The transcript has 3 exons.